AUGAAGUGUCGCCUCCUCCAGCUGCUAUUGCUGUUAUCUGGUAUAUUAGUUGCUGUCUCCAGUCGCAACUUAGAUCCGGAGUUGGAGUCGGAGUUCAAUGCAAACUAUAUCGAGCAAGUGCUGCGCAAUAUGAAUCCAAGCAUUGAUCCUUGUGAGGAUUUCUAUGCCUUUGCUUGCGGCAAUUGGAGUGCAAAUUAUAAGGAUACCCAAAACUAUUUGGAUAUGCCUGGCUAUUUGGAUUACAAAUACAAUGCACAGCUGUUGACGGUGCUGGAGAAGCAACAUCUUCAAGGUGGCAUUUAUGAACAGCUUUUGGCUUAUUAUGUGUCGUGUCGAGAUUUGAAACAGCCGGCUUUGAAUGAACUGUUGCAUCGAUUGGAGCUCGAGCUGCAGCUGGAGUGGCCCAUCUUUCGGGGGAAUCAAAGUGAAAUGUGGCGCAAUGAAACUCAAUUCGAUUGGCUGUCAAUGUUGGCCAAGUUGCGUGCUUAUGGCCUGAACGGGAUAUUUAUCAAACAGGAUGUGAAUGUGCGACGCGAGAAUGGUACGCAUUAUGUGAUUCUAUUGGCGCCACAACCAUCAGAGGCACCUCCACUAACUGAACAGGAGAUACAUCAUUUGUAUGUGGCUUUUGGACUCGAUAUGCAGCUGGCCAAAAAGCUGACAGCGAAAUUAAUGCAACUGGAGUGGAGAUUGAAAAAUGUGAAAAGAGAUGCAGCAGUCAGUGAAAUGUAUGAAUUGAAUUUGUUGCAGCUGCAACAGCAACUGCCACAAAUCGAUUGGCGCCAUUAUCUUAAAAUGGUGCUGGGAGCGCCUCCACCAGCAACGCAGCUGCUGCAAGUCUCCUCACUGAGCAGCAGAUAUUUGGAGCAAUUGCAAACAAUACUCGCCGAGAGCUCAAAUGAGACAAUCUGUUAUUAUAUUAUGUUCAAGUUGCUCUACGGCCUGAGUGAGGAGCUGCCUGUGGGCGGAAAUCGUAAAAUGUCCUGUGUGCUGCAGCUGCGAGGACAUAUGCCGCUGGCCAUGAACUACCUGUACGAACAGCACUAUUAUAAGGUACACAGACAGCGAACUGAUGCAGCCCUACAGCGUUUGCAGCGCGGAUUGAGUGGUGAAUUUGAGCGUUUAGUUCUGGAGAAUAAUCUACAAUUGAAUGGCGAGGAGCAAUCCCUUGUGCUGGAGGAGCUACACACUUUGCGCCUCAAGAUAUGCAAUAUGCCACGUGACUUACAAAUGAAAGAGCUCACGGCUUACUACAGAGAUGUGCAGCUGCAGCCAAAUGAUUUCUAUGGCAACAAACUGCAACUGCUGCGUUUCUAUCAGCGACGCGAACAGCAGCAGCUUAAAAAUCAAGCCGGCUCCUUUGCAGCACAUGAUUACUAUCAACAGGAGCCGCUUCUUGCACGCAGCUCGUCACCGGUGAAAAUCUUUCAGAAUGCCGUGGUGUUGCCACACGCCUAUUUGCAGCUGCCACUGUAUGACGCACGUCUCUCCGUAAUGCUGCAACAUGCCCAGCUGGGCUUCAUAUUGGCUCAUGAGUUGCAACAUGCUUUCGACCUUUUUCACAUUGUCUACGAUGCACGGGGCAAUUACAACCAGACGGGCGUGCAUCUUCUCGAGCAUUUCGGCAACUUUACCAGCUGCUACACGAGAGGCAAUUCGGAGCAAUUGCUGUUAUCCGAGAGCAUGUCGGAUAUUGUGGGUCUGCGCCUGGCCUAUGACUCUUACUUUAAUCAUCGGCAGCGGGUAGAGCAGCAGCAAUCAGUUGAAGAUUACACGGAAGAGCAGCUCUUCUUUAUCAACUCGGUGCAGUUUCUGUGCGCCAACAUGGAGAGGAUUAUGAUUGUAAACACCACUAGGGAUGUGGAACAUGGCCUGCACAAUGAACGCGUCAAUCGUAAUUGGCCCCAUCACGACCAGUUUGCCAAGACCUUCAAUUGCACGCCGGGUCAGGCUAUGUUUCAGCCGAAACCGUGUCGCCUCUGGUAGACCAGACGGGCAUAGUCGAAAAUUGCGUGCGGCUAAUAAGCCCAAAUAUCGAUUAACAAUCAGCGUCUUUUUACGACCAUUGUUAGCCCUGGUAGACAUUAAGUUGAUGUGAAUUGUUUGUA
Messenger RNA from Drosophila grimshawi, 2108 nucleotides. Its product is annotated as neprilysin-4. Gene Ontology annotation, biological process: protein processing. NCBI's taxonomy places the organism in Eukaryota, Metazoa, Arthropoda, Insecta, Diptera, Drosophilidae. Gene Ontology annotation, cellular component: plasma membrane. Gene Ontology annotation, molecular function: metalloendopeptidase activity. The transcript has a single exon. Bases 1 to 1986 code for a protein of 661 amino acids. The record is from RefSeq and is a predicted model, not a curated record.